UGACUCCUCCUCUUCCUUUUCAGAGCUCGCAACCGGUCGAGAUGGGUCACCAGCAGCUGUACUGGAGCCACCCGAGGAAGUUCGGACAGGGGUCCCGCUCCUGCCGUGUGUGCUCUAACAGACAUGGAUUGAUCCGCAAAUAUGGACUGAACAUGUGCCGUCAAUGUUUCAGGCAAUAUGCAAAGGAUAUUGGCUUUGUCAAGCUGGACUAAACCUAUUCCCUCUAUGGAAAAACCUGUCACCACCUGAUGAUCACAGAAGAAUUAUUCGUAGUGCACUGGUAUCAACAGAAACAUGAACAUCUUGUUAUGGACAUAAACAUCUUCUGCAAUUUUCAAACAACAAAAAGAAUGUCCGUUUUAUACAUGUUAAAAUAUCAAAUUGGGAGAUCCCAAAAUAAAUAUUGAACCCAAA
Messenger RNA from Pelobates fuscus (common spadefoot toad), 414 nucleotides. RefSeq names its product ribosomal protein S29 (gene RPS29). Bases 42 to 212 code for a protein of 56 amino acids. Gene Ontology annotation, biological process: translation. Gene Ontology annotation, cellular component: cytosolic small ribosomal subunit; ribosome. The transcript has 3 exons. Gene Ontology annotation, molecular function: zinc ion binding; structural constituent of ribosome. Lineage: Eukaryota; Metazoa; Chordata; Amphibia; Anura; Pelobatidae. The record is from RefSeq and is a predicted model, not a curated record.